AUGCGGAUCCUGGCAUUGCUGCGGUCUGCAGUUUUGUUGUUGCUCUUAUUCGUCGGGGGUCCGGAGGGAAGAAAGGUGCGAGGUGGACGGGCACAGCCCCGUAGGGCACAGCCACCUCCGUCGUACCGUGAGCGCAGUGAGGCAACUGAGAGCUUUCCCUUGGAUUUCACAGCCGUAGAGGGGAACAUGGACAACUUCAUGACCCAGGUGAAGAAUCUUGCGCAGUCUCUCUAUCCUUGCUCUGCUCAGAAACUGGACCAUGACAUGAAGCUGCACUUUUUGGAGAACACAUCGGUGACCUGUAACGAUGGGACGCCUGCUGGGUACUACUUGAAGGAGUCCAGAGGGAGCAGACGGUGGCUGGUGUUCUUGGAAGGUGGAUGGUACUGCUUUAACAAACAGACAUGCGACAGCAGAUACAAAACCAUGAGGAGGCUAAUGAGCUCUGCCAAGUGGCCACGCACGAGGACCGGUACAGGGAUUUUAUCACCACAGCCUGAGGAAAACCCCCACUGGUGGAAUGCCAACAUGGUCUUUAUUCCAUACUGUUCCAGUGAUGUGUGGAGUGGAGCCUCUGCAAAAACAGAUCAAAGUGGCUAUGCUUUCAUGGGAUCACUGAUCAUUCAGGAGGUUGUGAAGGAGCUCCUGAUGAAAGGACUGGAUAAUGCUAAAGUUCUGCUGCUGGCAGGGAGCAGUGCGGGUGGUACCGGAGUUCUGCUGAAUGUGGACCGGGUGGCGGAGCUGCUACAAGAUCUUGGUCACACUACUGUGCAGGUACGUGGUCUGUCUGACUCAGGCUGGUUCCUGGACAACAAGCAGUACCGCUGUACAGACUGCCUGGACACUAUCAGCUGUGCCCCAACAGAAGCCAUCAAACGGGGAAUCAGGUACUGGGAUGGUAUUGUUCCAGAGGGGUGCAGAUUGGCUCAUGAGGGAGAGGAGUGGAACUGCUUCUUUGGGUACAAAGUUUACCCCACUCUGAAAUGUCCUGUGUUUGUAGUGCAGUGGCUGUUUGAUGAGGCCCAGUUAACUGUGGAUAAUAUCCAUUUGACUGGUCAGCCUGUGCAGGAAGGUCAGUGGCGCUAUAUCCAAAACCUGGGCAGUGAGCUGAGGAAAACACUCAAAGACGUCCCGGCCAUGUUUGCACCUGCCUGUUUAUCCCACGAGGUCAUCACAAGAAAUUAUUGGAUGGACAUUCACGUGAAGGGGACCUCCCUCCCUCGGGCGCUGCAGUGUUGGGACCGCAGUCUACACAACAGCAUCCGCAACAACAACAACAACAGCAGCAGCAGCAGCAGCAACAGCAGAGCUCCGCCUAGGGGCUGUCCUUUGCAUUUGAUUGACAGCUGCCCAUGGCCCCACUGUAACCCAACGUGUCCCACAAUUCGGGACCAGCUGACCGGACAGGAGAUGAGCGUAAUUCAGUUCCUCACUCACAUGGGCUUUGAUGUACAACGCAUUGCUCAGCAACAGGGCAUGGAGCCCAGCAAACUGCUGGGCAUGCUUAACAACGGCAACUGA
This is a messenger RNA of Chanos chanos (milkfish), 1521 nucleotides long. RefSeq names its product notum, palmitoleoyl-protein carboxylesterase b (gene notum1b). Gene Ontology annotation, molecular function: palmitoleyl hydrolase activity. Bases 1 to 1521 code for a protein of 506 amino acids. NCBI's taxonomy places the organism in Eukaryota, Metazoa, Chordata, Actinopteri, Gonorynchiformes, Chanidae. The record is from RefSeq and is a predicted model, not a curated record. Gene Ontology annotation, biological process: negative regulation of canonical Wnt signaling pathway; protein depalmitoleylation. The transcript is spliced from 11 exons.